AUGUCUACCGAAGUAUCUGAACCCGUUGACUCAUACAAGUCACAGUGGGCUCGUUAUGUGUCGCGCACAACGUUUGAGAGGGACGUCCAAUUGGUGUCAUCGAGGUUGCGUGACAUGAAAUCGGGCACGCCGAUCCCCAACAACGUUGCUGGCCUCGCCGAGCUCACCGAACCCGUCACCACCGGAGGCCUCACCCCGGAGAAGCCCGGCGAGUUCAGGGUGGGCAUCGUGGGAGCCGGCGUCGCCGGCCUCUUCACCGCCCUGUUGCUCGACUGGGUGUGCGAGAACGUCAAAGGUCUCAAGAUCGACUACGACAUCCUCGAGGCCUCUGACAAGACGCGGUUCGGCGGACGGCUGUUCACGCACUACUUCGAUGACCCACCCAAGCGGGUGCACGACUAUUACGAUGUCGGCGCCAUGCGCUUCCCCGAUAACACCGUCAUGGACAGAACUUUCCGUCUCUUUGAAUUCUUGGGCAUCAAGAAGAUAGAAAAGGGACAGCCGAACCCCCGCAAGCGGCCCGAGGACCCUCCCGUUCUUGUGCAGUACUUCAUGGAGGACACCAAAGAUGUUUGCCCCUCGCUGUUCAACGACCGCCGCACUGUCGGCCGCGUCUACAAAAUGGAAGGGGUCGUAGACCCAUACGAUCUCAACAAGGGCCUCCUAGAAGAUCAAAGGAUACCCGAGAAGUUCCUCAAAGUAGACCCCAACACACUUUUCGAGGAAGCCAUUCGUCCAUACAUCGAUGCCGUGAAGGACGGCCUGGACAAGCGCAAGACCGACCCUUCGCUCGAUGCUAGUUCGGUCAAGACUAGCGAAGCCAAGGCGCCAGGCGACGAGGAGUUGUUCUGGAAAAUGCUACGGCAGUCGGACCGGAUGAGCGUUCGCCAAUUCCUCCUCUCCAAAGAAAACCCGUCCUUGGGGAUCACAGGGCCCGGAUAUAGCUACAAUACCGUUGAAUGGAUGGAAACGGCAACCUAUGGAACCGGAUGGUAUGACCAGUCCCUCACGGAAGCCGUCCUGGAACACUUGGAUUUCGCCACCGAAAAGCCUAUCAACGAUUACUGGUGGUGCGUGGACGGCGGCGCGCAAAAGAUGGCGGAGGAGAUGCGCAAGAAGCUCAAGAACCCGGACUGCAUCCAGUUCAACAGCCAGGUCGUUGCAAUGGACGCCCACGCCAGCCCCAACCGGGACAAGGCGGAGCAGCUCUCCCUCAAGAUCCGCAAUACCAAGGCGAAGCCCGACAGCGGCGGCGCGGAAAGGGACGAGAGAUAUUUUACCGUUUUCAACUCUACGACUCUUGGGUCGAUGGGUCGCAUGGACCUGUCGAAGGCCGGUCUGCUAUGGGAUACCAAGCAAGCCAUCCGCUGCUUGGGCUACGGCGCUUCGUGCAAGGUUGGCAUGAGGUUCAAGGAGGCCUGGUGGAGAAAGAAGCCCUUUAACAUCACGCAAGGCGGUCUCGCGCGGACCGAUCUCCCGCUCCAGGUCUGCGUCUAUCCGUCGUACAACAUCCAUGACGACGUCGACGAGCCUGCCGUGCUGCUGGUGUCCUACACGUGGGGCCAAGAGGCCCAGCGGAUCGCGAGCCUGAUAUCGUCCAACUCGCCGGCCGGGGAAGAAGAGCUCAAGAAGGUGCUCCUCCACGACCUGGCGAUGCUGCACUCCGGCGUGGCGAGCCCCUACGAGGACACUCUCGCCCUCAUCUCCGGCCUCUACGACACCCAUCACGCGUACGACUGGUACCGCGACCCCCACAUGGCGGGCGCGUUCGCGUACUUUGGGCCGUGCCAGUUCUGGGACCUCUACCCGGCCAUCACGAAGCCCAACGCCUUCGGUCAGCUGUACUUCGUGGGCGAGGCGGCCUCGGCGCACCACGCCUGGGUCGUCGGCGCCCUCGAGAGCGUCGUCCGCGCGGCCUGGAGCAUGUUCAACCUCCUCCACCAGGGCAGCCUGAAAGAGCUCGGCGGGGAGGGCUACAAGCCGUACCUCGACGCGAUGGACCUGCUGGAGAAGGACGCAAAGGAGGAGGGCGGAGAGCGGCUCCCGUUUUACCCGCUGCCUACGGAGCUGCCCAUGCGCCGCAAGGGACAAAAGGCCGGCGAACUGAUAGACCACCCUGACUAUCAUGACGGAAAGGAGACGCCGAUGAAGUUCGGCGCCGCCCUGAGCAUCCUCAGCGUCAUUGAGUGCUUCAUCGAGGAGUUUGAUAAGAUGGAAGGGGUGCAGUCGUUGAUGGAGGUUCUAUGA
This is a messenger RNA of Colletotrichum graminicola M1.001, 2247 nucleotides long. RefSeq names its product flavin containing amine oxidoreductase. The coding region runs from base 1 to 2247 and encodes 748 amino acids. The record is from RefSeq and is a predicted model, not a curated record. Lineage: Eukaryota; Fungi; Ascomycota; Sordariomycetes; Glomerellales; Glomerellaceae. Gene Ontology annotation, molecular function: L-amino-acid oxidase activity; polyamine oxidase activity. The transcript is spliced from 5 exons. Gene Ontology annotation, biological process: amino acid catabolic process.